This is a messenger RNA of Entelurus aequoreus (snake pipefish), 7122 nucleotides long. RefSeq names its product A disintegrin and metalloproteinase with thrombospondin motifs 15-like. Gene Ontology annotation, molecular function: metalloendopeptidase activity. Gene Ontology annotation, biological process: extracellular matrix organization; proteolysis. The transcript has 8 exons. The record is from RefSeq and is a predicted model, not a curated record. The coding region runs from base 162 to 3020 and encodes 952 amino acids. Lineage: Eukaryota; Metazoa; Chordata; Actinopteri; Syngnathiformes; Syngnathidae. Gene Ontology annotation, cellular component: extracellular matrix.
AUUAAGUGGCGCAAAGCACACACAGACAGACAGGUGCAGCCCGGGGAUGGGUCAGGACCAGGAGGAGUUUGCACUCUUAUAGACGUUGGAAUAUGCUCUCCGUGGGAUUUUAGUCUGCUUUGAGCCGUCGGGUGCAUUCUUCCUCGAAUGCAAACAUAGUCAUGUUUAUCAGAACAACGUGCCUGCUCCACUUUGUGGUGUCCCUGUCCAAACUGGUUCGCUGCAUGGAAAGUGAACUUUGCUUCCCGGUCAGAGUGAACAUCCAGCAGCAGCAACAGCAGCGUGAUGGUGGGUGGGAGCCUGACUACUACGUGGAUGCUCUCAAUGGGAAAUGUGUGCUAAGAAUUGAAGCUUUCCACCUGGAGUUAGUGCUGGAUUUACAGCAGGACUCCAACUUUAUUGGCCCUAAUUAUGUGUCCGACCAGGACGCGCCGUGGCUCUCCGGUACCGGUGGGACCACAGACCUCAGCCGGUGUUUUUACUCCGGUCACGUGAAGGGUGACCGCAACUCUUACGCAGCUGUGAGCUUGUGCAAAGGUGUGCAAGGUGCAUUCGCCUACCAAGGCUGGGAGUAUUUCAUCAGCCCUGCGCGUAACGACACCACCAGUGCGAGCAGCGCGCACGUCGUCCGGCGCAGAAACGGCAGCAACUCGAAGCCCAAUUCCACGACAAAGUGCGCAGUGGACAAUGACAUCAGCCUCAAUUUCGCGCGGCUAUUAGGGAAAUACAAGAGCGUCAAAGACGAGCGCAAUGUGACCGAAACCAUGCUGAGAAGGAUGGGGAGAAGCAAGCGCUUCGCGUCGGUGCCGAGGUACGUGGAGACCUUGGUGGUGGCGGACCAGACCAUGGUCGAGUUCCACGGCGACAACCUGAAACAUUACAUCUUGACGCUCAUGUCGGUGGCGGCGCGCCUGUACAAGCACCCGAGCAUCCUCAACUCCAUCAACAUCGUCGUCGUGAAGAUUGUGAUAAUAUUCGAGGUGUACAAGGGACCCAAAGUGUCCGCGAACGCAGCCAUGUCGCUCCGGAACUUUUGUACUUGGCAGAAAAAGAUGAACAAGCACAACGAUAAGCACGCAGAGUACUGGGACACGGCCAUACUUUUCACUAGACAGGACCUUUGCGGUGCCUCCACAUGUGACACCCUCGGUAUGGCGGAUGUUGGCACCAUGUGCGAUCCCAAGAGGAGUUGCUCUGUGAUCGAAGACGACGGCCUCCCUUCGGCCUUCACCACAGCUCACGAGCUCGGACAUGUCUUCAACAUGCCGCACGACAACGUGAAGGCCUGCGAGGACGUGUUUGGGAAACUGCAGGAUAAUCACAUGAUGUCUCCUACGCUCAUUCAGAUCAAUCGCACCAGCCCGUGGUCGCCCUGCAGUGCUGCCAUCAUUACUGAGUUUUUGGACAGUGGACAUGGAGAGUGUUUGCUGGAUCAGCCACAGAAACCAUUGGGCCUCCCAAACGCCCUCCCUGGAGCAUCUUACCUGCUGGAGCGGCAGUGUCAGCUGGCCUUUGGUGAAGAUUCCAGACCCUGUCCUUUCAUGCAGCCGCCAUGCGUCCGUCUGUGGUGCACAGGGAAGUCCAAUGGCCAGUUGGUGUGUAUGACUCGACACUUCCCCUGGGCGGACGGCACUCACUGCGGAGAUGGAAAAGUCUGCGACAGAGGGAUCUGCUCCGACAAAGAGGACUAUAAUGUGAAGGUGGACGGUCGCUGGGGUAAAUGGGGUUCUUUUGGUUCGUGUUCUCGCACAUGCGGAGGUGGAGUCCAACUGGCCAAAAGGGAGUGCAACAACCCGGUUCCAUCAAACGGGGGCAAAUACUGCCAAGGGGUUCGGAUCAAAUACCGCUCCUGCAACCUGAACCGCUGCCCUGACAUAGGUAAGACGUAUCGGGAUGAGCAGUGUGAAAUGAGCGGCCGCAGCUUCAGCAGUAACCACAUCGCCCCCUCAGUGGUGUGGGUACCAAAGUACUCCGGAGUGAGUACCGAUGACAGAUGCAAACUCAUCUGCAGGGCUAACGGAACUGGCUACUUCUACGUUCUUGCACCUAAGGUUGUGGAUGGAACCCCGUGCUCUCCAGAAUCCCUGGGAGUGUGCGUUCAAGGAAAAUGCAUCAAGGCUGGUUGCGAUGGAAAAAUUGGCUCAAACAAGAAGUUUAACAAGUGUGGAAUCUGCGGCGGUGAUAACAAAAACUGCAAGAAGGUGUCGGGGCUCUUCACAAAGCCCUUACACGGCUACAACUUUGUGGUCAUAUUGCCAGUGGGCGCGGCCAACAUAGACAUCCGUCAGCGAGGAUACCAAGGAAUGCUGGGUGACGACAACUACUUGGCGGUGAAGAACAGCCAGAGUCAGUAUUUGCUCAAUGGCAACUACGUGGUGUCGGCAGGCGAAAGGGACAUCAUUGUGAAGGGCAGUCUGCUGCGCUACAGUGGCACCACUGGCAUCUCCGAGAACCUCCAGGCUGUAAAUCCCUUGGGCGAGGCCCUCACUGUGGAGGUGCUGUGUGCAGGGAACUUGACGCCGCCUCGCAUACGCUACUCUUUCUACCUGGCCCGUCAGAACAAAGACGACAAGACUCUGAAGAAGGACGCUGGUGUGAAAUCCCACAACAGCGUUCUGGCUGAUGACAGUGACAAGGAGAAGGGCGUGAACACCUUGAAGAAACCUUACAGCAAAGAGGAGCCUCCUCUUGAGAAAUGGACAUCCACAAACUGGGAUGAAUGCUCAGUGAGCUGCGGCGAGGGUUUUCAGAGGCGAAUGGUGCAGUGUUUAAGAUCGGACGGCUCGCCGGGAUUGAAAUGCGAUCCGUCCCAAAGACCGUCAGCCAUCAGAGCUUGUGGAGACCCAUGUCCAGAGUGGCAUAUUGGCCAGUGGGCGCCUUGCUCCAGAACCUGCGGGAAAGGCUUUAAGAGACGACCGCUGAGCUGCAGAGCCCAAACAGGACACACACUUCCUAGGGACCACUGCACUGGCUUACGUAAACCACAGGAGCUGGACUUCUGUAAACUAAGGUCUUGCUAGGAACUCCAAAAAAACCCUAUAUUAGGACUGAAUAGACAUUUCCCACAUACAUCCCGACACACCUAGCAAGGGAAGGAGGGUGAGCGGUGUAGAAUGAACGCUGUCAUAUAUUUUCCCCAACAUUUAGACUAUGUUAUCUGAAUUCACUCCCAACAGAAGACCAACACUGAACAAAGUCAAUAUAGAGCUGACAUAUGUUAGCAAGCUAUUUAUCUUGCUUAUCAGUUUAGAAACCAUUUAAUGUCAUAAUGUUUUUAAACGUUGGGAUUUUGUGCGGCCCGGCGUGACAGAUGCAAAAACAUUAAUUUUUUUGACCAACUUGUCAAACACAAUGUGACUGAGCCCCUAAUUAAUUUUUUUUGCAAAUAUGAGACCUAUAUCGGAUUUUUUAAAUGUCAGUGUUUCCAAAUUUUCCAUAUCCGACCAAGGCCUCUUUCGUAUGUGGAUAUAAAUCGGAUAUAUAUGCGAUGCAUCCUUAAUGUGAAAUGCUCCCACGCUCGGGUCUCACUCAUUUGACCAGAAUGUCUUCAAAAAGCAAUAACCGUCGUAAUUCUUUGCCAAAAUAGAUGCUUACAAAAUAAACAGUGGUGGAAAUAGGUGAAAAUAAUAUGUUUUAGGAACUCACGUGAAAGUUCCACCACUCCUGUCUCCGACUGCUCGCCCACACGCUCUUCAAGCAGACAUCGAAGCAAAUUAUCUGUGAGAGCCUAAGUACUUGUCUUGUCAUUCUUAAUUUUCUACGUACAACAAUUUUUUCAGAAAAUGUAGACAUUGAUUGCACAAAAUCAAUGAAAUUGCCACAAAUGCGCCAGUGCUGAGAUCGACAAGAGUUGGAGACAUUUUUACUUCAGUAAACACUGCAGUACGUGCAACGUCAUGACGUCAUGUUUGUCUUGACAUUAAUGAUAAUGAUAAAUGGGUUAUACUUGUAUAGCGCUUUUCUACCUUCAAGGUACUCAAAGUGCUUUGACAGUAUUUCCACAUUCACCCAUUCACACACACAUUCACACACUGAUGGCGGGAGCUGCCAUGCAAGGCGGUAACCAGCAGCCAUCAGGAGCAAGGGUGAAGUGUCUUGCCCAAGGAUACACAACGGACGUGACUAGGAUGGUAGAAGGUGGGGAUUGAACCCCAGUAACCAGCAACACUCCGAUUGCUGGCACGGCCACUCUAUCAACUUCGCCACGCCGCCCCAUUAAAAAUCAUAUUUUUUUUGUAAUGUAAACGGCCACUAAAAAUAUCGGAUUCGACAAAAAAAUUAAUUGGAAUUGGACAUCCAACCCUGCAGUGGGAACGCAAUCUAAUUCCACCUUGUUAUUCAAUCCUGGAAUAGAUUUGUAACAAAACAUAUCAUGGUUUUCUUUUUAUGAGUUAGGUAUUGUGUCAUAUUGGCUCACUUCGGGCCCUAUUCUCCCAUUUAGUUAAGUGAAAAAAGAUGUGCAACUAGCAAGAUUUUGCCUGCGUGACAUUCUCCCCCUCGACUUAAGGGAAAUUGCCCUUUUUUUGGGAAUUUUGCCAAUCAUUCACAAUCCAUAUGCACAUAUGAUUUUAUUUUUUAUCCAUUGUAACUUGUAAAUAAACGUAAAUGAAAGUCAGCUAACAAUGGAGCCUACGGGAGUCGCUAUCUUACACCUACAAAGUGCUGUAAAAAAAACCUUAAAAUAUGUUAUAUAUUUAAUGUAGUAACAGGCACAUUCAUAUUAACAUGUAAUAUUUAUGUAUUUUUUAAAUCAUUUUAAGCAUACGGCAGGGCAUUACAGCAUUUGCUUUUUCACUUAAUAACAACAUCCAUCCAUCCAUCCAUUUUCUACUGCUUGUCCCUUUCGGGGUCACGGGGGUGCUGUAGCCUAUCUCAGCUGCAUUCGGGCGGAAGGCGGGGUACACCCUGGACAAGUCACCACCUCAUCGCAGGGCCAACACAGACAGACAACAUUCACAAUAGGGCCAAUUGUUAGUGUUAUAAAUGAAAAAUGAUAAAUGGGUUAUACUUGUAUAGCGCUUUUCUACCUUCAAGGUACUCAAAGCGCUUUGACAGUAUUUCCACAUUCACCCAUUCACACACACAUUCACACACUGAUGAAGGGAGCUGCCAUGCAAGGCGCUACCAGCACUCAUCAGGAGCAAGGGUGAAGUGUCUUGCCCAAGGACACAACGGACGUGACUAGGAUGGUAGAAGGUGGGGAUUGAACCCCAGUAACCAGCAACCCUCCGAUUGCUGGCACAGCCACUCUACCAACUUCGCCACGCCGUCCUCCCCCGUGUGUUGCCAAUCAACCUAUCCCCAGUGGAUGUCUUUGGAGGUGGGAGGAAGUUGGUGUACCAGGAGGGAACCCACACAGUCACAGGGAGAACAUGCAAACUCCACACAACUACUACUAAUUAUACCUCACAAGAGCCAACAAACAUAAUACAACAAUCUUUUAAUUUACAAUGUCUGCCCUCACAUGGAUGCCGACUGUUGGGAUGUUCAAAUCUUGUCGUUUAGAUGAAGAAUUAAUCAUAAUCCUUGCGAAUUGUUGAGAAAAAAAAGCCAGGACCGCAUGUCUUUUUGUGUCUUUGUCAUUUCCGGGUAUAAGUGGAUAUAACUUCUCGGUUUAUGACCACAACCUUUUUCAAUCCAGGUGAGAGGCAUGAUUUGGUUAAUAGUCAGGUCAAGAGAUGUAAAUGGGGUAUUGUUGGUGCCUUUUGGAUGCAUUUUUAGAGCGAUUUAGAGGCAAAGUGGAUGAAUCCCAUUAGCACCAUUGCUUGCCACCCAGAGCGAGCCGAUUAUUUAAAAAAAUUGAAUGCAAAAAAACCACAUGUUCUUGUCUUUCAUAAGGAUUGGGAAUUGUAGACAAAAUUCCCCAAAAAGUGCAGUUCCCCUUUAAGUCUGUCACAGCACGCCUUCCUCCAUGAUGCACACUUUGGGUGGAGCAACGCUUAAAUGUUGGCAAUCCCACAUUUUGUACUAAACAGAACUCUUAACAUUACAAAUACUCUUCGAUUGCUUAUAAUAAAAUAUCAAAAAUACUAUCAGAUUGGUUAUAAUAAAAGGUGAAAAAAAGUUUAAUCUACGGAUUAUUAUUCACAUCCAGCCAGGAUGAAGACACUGUUGUAGCUUGCAUACACACAUUACUUUAAAUAAACUCUUAAAUGCCCUUACUUAAAGGCCCUUACUGCAUACACUACACCUUUUAUCCCCAUAAUAAGAAAGCUACAUACUAUAUGCAUCUUUUAUUUUCAUCUACAUUUUUGCUUGAUCGGAAUUCCAAAAGCAUUGUGUACGUGGACACUAGAUACAUUGAUCUGAUCAUGUUUUGCUUGUAUACAUGCGCCGAGCGUUUAAUCAGAAUAAACAUCUGGGUUGUCGGAAAUAGUAGAAGACUACUUUCGCCAAUGUUGCAAACAAAAGUCCUGUUCUUUGGGCCUCCCAAGUAAAAUGUCUCCUGUCUGGCGUGUCUGUUUAAGUAAUUUUUCAAAUUCAUUAUUUACAUGAACUCGCUUUUACAACUAUGUGUUUUCAACCUUUCAACCACAAGGCGUUCAACAAUCCUGAGUUCCUUUUAACAUUUCCAACAUGAAGAAACAAACAUUGACAUUGAUGCUGUUUGGAACAACGGUCGGCAAAAACCACACCUCUCGUUUCGAAUUAAAUUUCUUUCCGAAUUGUCCAUAUCGGAAUAAAUAUUCUGAUGAACGUUUUCUAAAUCUGAUUGGACCUUUAUUCUGAUUUUUUGUGUCCAUGUAAAUACAGCUAUUUUCUGCCCACCCUACUAUUCGACAUUAGUCACCACAAAAAAGACUAAGCUGCUCUUUCUGCACACUCGAUGAAAUCCUGUAAAUCAUGAUAUUAUUCUUAUGCUGUUCCUUUACGGGCCCACGUUGUCCAGUACAACAUCCCGCCACAUGAUGGAUCCUUUUAUAGUCAGAUUUUUAUUUCUAUUUUGUAAUUUCAUCAGCUUUUGCACUUUGUACAGCAAAAGAAAGUGUUGACUUAUAAGGGCUGUACUGUAUACUAUGUAUACAUUUAUUCAGCUCUGUGCAAAAAAAUCAUGUAUAUAUGUUUUUAAUCUUUUUUUAAAACACAACUGAAUUGUUUUUGAAUAUAUUUAUUCCAAAUAAA